Saccharomycodes ludwigii is the source of this 816-nucleotide messenger RNA. RefSeq names its product proteasome regulatory particle base subunit RPN10 (gene RPN10). The transcript has a single exon. Lineage: Eukaryota; Fungi; Ascomycota; Saccharomycetes; Saccharomycodales; Saccharomycodaceae. The record is from RefSeq and is a predicted model, not a curated record. Gene Ontology annotation, molecular function: polyubiquitin modification-dependent protein binding. Bases 1 to 816 code for a protein of 271 amino acids. Gene Ontology annotation, cellular component: proteasome regulatory particle, base subcomplex; nucleus; cytosol. Gene Ontology annotation, biological process: proteasome-mediated ubiquitin-dependent protein catabolic process.
AUGGUUUUAGAAGCUACUGUUUUAAUUCUUGAUAAUUCUGAAUACUCAAGAAACGGCGAUUUUGCACCUACAAGAUAUGAGGCACAGUUGGAUGCCAUUAGUUACAUUUUUAGAGCUAAAAGAAAUAGUAACCCAGAAAAUACCUUAGCAUUAAUUUCAUUGGCCGGUGAUAAUCCUCAAGUUUUAUCUACUUUUACUUCAGAGCAUGGUAAAAUAUUGUCAGGCCUAAAUGAGACUAGUAUAGAGGGUGAAAUACAUGUUGCGACCGCCCUUCAAAUUGCUUCUCUAACUUUAAAACAUCGUCAAAACAAAAAUCAACACCAAAGAAUCAUAUUAUUCCUUUGUUCUCCAGUUAUGAAGGAAAGUAGGGAGGAUUUGAUCAAAUUGGCCAAAAAAUUAAAAAAAAACAGUAUCGCCGUUGAUAUAGUAAAUUUCGGUGAAACUACUACCAAUACUUCUUUAUUAGAGGAAUUCAAUGAGGCUGUUAAUAACACUAAUUCUUCUGAAGAUAAAAGCACUUUGCUCACGUUGGCACCAGGACCUAAAUUAUUAUACGAACAUAUAGCUUCUUCUCCUAUUAUAUUAGAAGAUAGUUCCAACAGUAAUGCAGAUGGUAUGACCAUGGGUGGUGGUGGUGGUGGUGAUGAUUUUAUGGAUUUUGGCGUAGAUCCAAGUGUAGAUCCAGAAUUAGCCAUGGCAUUACGUAUGUCUAUGGAGGAAGAACAGGCACGACAAGAAAGAUUAAGACAGCAGCAACAACAAGAACAACAAGAAGAACCAAAGGAAGAACAAGGUAAAGAUACAAAAAAUUUAUGA